This is a messenger RNA of Candidozyma auris, 363 nucleotides long. RefSeq names its product DNA-directed RNA polymerase II core subunit RPB11 (gene RPB11). Gene Ontology annotation, biological process: transcription by RNA polymerase II. Gene Ontology annotation, molecular function: DNA binding; protein dimerization activity. NCBI's taxonomy places the organism in Eukaryota, Fungi, Ascomycota, Pichiomycetes, Serinales, Metschnikowiaceae. Gene Ontology annotation, cellular component: RNA polymerase II, core complex. The transcript is spliced from 2 exons. The record is from RefSeq and is a predicted model, not a curated record. Bases 1 to 363 code for a protein of 120 amino acids.
AUGAACGCUCCAGAUAGAUUUGAAUUGUUCAUCUUACCAGAUGGCGUUGAAAAAAUCAAGAUCAUCCCAGAUACGAAGGUGCCCAAUGCUGCCAUCAUAAAGAUCGAGAGAGAAGAUCACACACUAGCGAAUUUGCUACGUGCACAGCUAGCCAAAGAUGACAAAGUUAUUUUUGCCGCUUACAAGGUGGAGCACCCGCUUUUUGCCAACUUCGUUUUGAGAAUCCAAACGGAGGAUGACUACACACCGAGGGACGCUUUGAAGAAUGCAUGCUCCAACCUCAUUUCCGAGUUGGACAUUCUUAAAACCAAAUUCAAGGACGAGUGGGCUCUUAAGUCCUUGCUUAACAACGAUGACUACUAA